UUGAAUCAUCGUCCAAGUGGCAUCAUAACAAGUUUUGGUUUUAUAUAAAAGGCGUGACCAUUAUUUUUUAUAAAAUUAAAAAUUAAAAAAAAUAUAUUUAUAUAUAUGUAUAUAUUAAAAAAAUUUUAUUUACUUAUUGAAUAAUAUUAUUCAAUUAAUUAAUAAUUAUAAUAUCAGUACCUAUAAAAGUAUUGAAAAAAUUUUUCAUUCAUCCAAUUCAAUAGAAAAAUUCAUUUAAAAAUGCAACUAACGAUCAAACUAAGUAUUUUAUUGUUUCUGAGUGUUUUAACCAUUAAAAAGACUUCAGCUGCUGGUGGUGCUCUAUUAUGCUAUCGGUGUAAUAGUAAUCAACCUGGGUGUGGAACACCAUUAAAUUGGUUAUGGUAUUGGGGUGAAUAUUGUCCUGAAGAAAAUGAUAUAUGUGUAAAAGUAAUUGAGAAAAAAGGAGCGGAAACUAUGAUCACGCGUGAUUGUCUGAGUGCAGUACGAGAUUUUCGUACUGACGUUCCAGCAGAUCGCUAUGAAGGUUGUCGUCCAGCAGCAAAAGAUGUUCGUCUUGGGCACUACGUAAACAAUAGCAUCACUCAAUUGGAUAUUCAUCGAAAUUAUUACGAUCAAGUAACCUGGUGUUUUUGCUAUUUUGAUAAUAGAUGCAAUGCUGCAACAGAGUUAACAACUUCUGCGGUUAUGACAGUGUUUUUGAUUAUACUUCGAUAUAUAUUUUAGAUUUUUUACAAGUGUAAAUUAUAAUAUGUUCAUUUUGAACUGUCAAAUUGAAAUUACUACAAGAUGAACAUUAGUUUUAAAUAAUUCGUACAUUGUAAAUAUAUUUACAUAUCAGUAAUCCGUCCAAUGAUGCUUUACUCAAAUAAUUUUAAGGUACAAUUUUUUUUUAA
Molecule: messenger RNA, 896 nt
Organism: Chelonus insularis
Lineage: Eukaryota; Metazoa; Arthropoda; Insecta; Hymenoptera; Braconidae
Gene: crim
Product: QVR superfamily protein crim
Exons: 3
Coding region: 241-726 (161 amino acids)
Biological process (GO): regulation of synaptic transmission, cholinergic; positive regulation of voltage-gated potassium channel activity; sleep
Source: RefSeq, a predicted model, not a curated record